Magallana angulata is the source of this 9292-nucleotide messenger RNA. Its product is annotated as myosin-I heavy chain-like. Bases 146 to 6988 code for a protein of 2280 amino acids. NCBI's taxonomy places the organism in Eukaryota, Metazoa, Mollusca, Bivalvia, Ostreida, Ostreidae. The record is from RefSeq and is a predicted model, not a curated record. Gene Ontology annotation, molecular function: ATP binding; cytoskeletal motor activity; protein binding. The transcript has 45 exons. Gene Ontology annotation, cellular component: myosin complex; cytoskeleton.
CGACAAUCAUAUAUCGUGCGCUGCUGAGGUCUUGUGGGAGUGCCAAUAAUAGAAGGAAAGCAGUCGACGCUUUGUGGUGAUUCAGAGUGUGGAUUAUUAAGAUGUGAAUUUUAUGAAUCAAUAAACAAUGGAUUAGCAGGAGACCAUGCCUACGGUUUUGGACAGGCCAGAACUCUCCUCCUCUGGGGCAUCCCCGGAGGAUGGAGUUCCUGAUAUGAUUGUCAUCAGUGAAAUCGAUGAAAACGGAAUCGCUGUCAACCUAAAAACCCGAUACACCAAGGAUCAAAUAUAUACAUUUACUGGAUCUAUACUGGUAGCUGUCAAUCCUUACAAAGAUAUUCCAAUAUAUGAUCAGAAAGAUGUUGCUCAAUUUAACGGCAAGAAACUUAGCCAGGUGGAGCCACAUGUGUUUGCGAUCAGCGAGGCUGCAUUCCAAAGUCUCCACAGCUCCCAGCAGAACCAGUCCUGUAUCAUCAGCGGGGAGAGUGGGGCCGGCAAGACAGAGACCACAAAGUUCAUCCUACAAUACCUCUGCUCCGUCACCAAUCAUGUCUCCUUCUGGGUGGAACAGCAGAUCCUGGAGGCCAACACUGUGCUGGAAGCUUUUGGUAAUGCUAAGACGGUGCGUAAUGACAACUCCAGUCGGUUUGGCAAGUUCAUGCAGGUCUGUUUUGACGCGUCCCACCAGAUCAAGGGCUGUAUUGUCCAGGACUACCUCCUGGAGCAGUCCCGCAUCACAUUCCAGUCUCCGGACGAGAGGAACUACCACGUGUUCUACCAGCUGGUGGCCGGAGCUGCCGCCGCCCCAGAGAUCCAGGACCAAUUCUUCCUGCUACCAAUCGAAAGCUACUACUACCUGAACCAGAGUGGCUGCUACCAUCUCUCAAACGUGGACGAUUCUAAAAUGUUCGACAGGCUCCGAUUGGCUAUGAAUGUGCUGAAUAUUCAGUCAGAGAUGGUGGAUGGGAUAUUCUCGGUGUUGUCGGCAGUGUUACUGAUUGGAAACAUGUCGUUUGAGGACAUUGAGGGAGAGAAGAGUGACUUGACUGAGGAAGCUAAGAGUAUUCUGGAGAUGGUGUGUCAGCUGCUCGGAUUUGAGCCGGACGGACUCACGGAGGCCCUGUUGUUUCGUCAGAUCCAGGUGCGAGGGACAGUCACCAGCAUUCCAUACAAAAUACAGGAGGCCAGCGACAACCGACACGCUCUAGCGAAGGCCCUCUACUCCCGGACCUUCGCCUGGCUGGUGGACGCCAUCAACAAGUGUACCAACCCCGGACAGCACCAGACCAAGUUCAUCGGGGUAUUGGACAUAUUCGGCUUUGAGAACUUCCAGACAAACAGCUUUGAGCAGCUCUGUAUUAACUACACCAAUGAGAAACUUCACAGGUUCUUCAACCAUUACGUAUUUGCCAUUGAACAACAAGCGUAUGAAGAGGAAGAGAUAAAUUUUUCCCACAUUACAUUCACAGACAACUCUGCCUGUGUAGAACUAAUCGAGAAGGCUCCUAGAUGUAUCUUGAAAACACUGGAUGAAGAGUGCAGGUUUCCUCAGGGCACAGACAAAUCCUAUGUUCACAAACAACACGAGGCGUUUGAUGGACACCCGUGUUACGUGAAGGGAGACCGGCGGAUGUGGGAUCAGGAGUUUGGGAUCCAGCACUACGCUGGCCUGGUGACCUAUACGGUCCAGGGAUUCCUGGACAAGAACAAGGACACACAGCAGGACCAGCUGUUUGAACUGAUGCACGGAUCCACCAAUGUGUUCGUACAGGAUCUUACCAGGUUCCAGGACUUACUGGGGGUAAGGCUGGAGGAUUUAAAGGGGAGACAAACCAUCUCCAGGACAAAUAAGAGCAAACCGACCGUGGGAGACACUUUUAAACACCAGUUAUCUGCCCUUGUGGACAUCCUCCACUGCACCAACCCGUGGUAUGUUCGAUGUCUGAAACCAAACUCGGCCAAAAUGGCCAACAACUUUAAUACGGGGGAUGUGCUGACCCAGCUACAGUACUCGGGGAUGCUGGACAUCAUCAGGAUAAAAAAAGAGGGAUUCCCCGUCCAUGUUGCCAUUGACGUCUUCCUGUCAAAGUACGGCUGUUUGCUGCAGAAGGCGGACGACGGACUAGAACCGCGGGAACAGGUCCGGAACAUCCUCACCGUCCUUCUCCUGCCGGAGACAGAGUGGCAGGUUGGAAAAACUAAGGUGUUCAUGAGGAAUUCUGUGUUUGAGCCCCUGGAGGUGCGCCGCUUUGAGUUCCUGACUCUGAAUGCAUUGUUUAUACAGAAGAUCUGGAGGGGCUUCCACUGUAGGAAAGCUUAUCUGGUGAAGAGAGAAGCCGUGAUCAUUUUACAGACCAACUUCCGAGCUCUGCGAUACAGAAUACAGUUCAAACGACUAAGAAGGGCAGCAAUCACUAUCCAGAGAUAUUUACGUGGAAUGUUUGCUCGAUGGUAUGUGGUGUCGCUGAGAGAACAGAAACGCAUUGAAGAGGAAAGGCGGCGACAAGAAGAGCUUGAACAAGAGAGACUACUCCGCCAGAAAGAGAUGGAGGAUAACCAGGUCAUCGAGGACUCCCUGAAAUUUUUACCGCGAGCGGAAUUAAUCCGAAGGCUAAAAGAUUCUCAGAAGGAACUCCAGUCGCUGACCAAGAUGAUCGAGUCGAUGUGUGAACACUUCCAGCCGGUGAUGUCACCCACGAACCUGAACCUGGAUGACAUGUUCAGCUUCCUGAAGGACGACAGCCUGGACAUCGAGCACCAGACUCAGGAGGCACUCGACCAGAUCAACACCGAGUUCACACUGCUCAACCAGCUCCUGGACGAAGACAUGGAGAGGCAUGAGGAGGAGACGUACCAGAAGAAUCAGGAGCUUGUCCUGAGAGACCUGGACCAGGCCAUGGAUGGGGAGGAGGCUGAUGAUGACGGUAUCCUCCCACCCCCACCCCCCACCAUGGACACCAGUAUAGUGGGCCUGGACCAGCUUCCACCCCCACCACAGGAAUAUGAGGAGACUCCUCCACCACCACCAGAGGGUAUGGUCCCACCUCCACCACCCCCACCCACAGGACUGGUGUCCCCUAUCUCACCCACCAUGACUGCCUCUACAGACUCUUCUUUUGCUGAAAAUAUGGCAGAUAUCUUGGAUAUGCAGAAAGAGCUGGAUCGGUUUGAAACCUAUGCUGAUGUUUUGACAUUCCAGAAACCACCUGUGUUACCACCACCGCCGACAAUACCUGCUCCACCUCCCCCGCCCCCGGGCACUCCAGCCCCGCCCACUUUACCAGUGCCCCCACCCCCACCUGGACCCCCACCACCGUUAUCAUCUGAAGAAAUGCCACCACCACCAAUAACAAAUGUCAACAGACCCUUACCUGCUCCCCCUGUUCUUCCUCCCCCUCCCACAAUCCCUGCUCCGCCCACCCCUACCGGUAUGGUCACAAGGAGACGACCCAAUUCAAUCAAAAUUCAGAAUGGCAACGUGAGACCGCCAUCCAAUGUGGAGGUGUUGUCCCCUACCAUGCAGAAAAAGCUGAGCACCCUGAUGUCUGGUCCCAGCGACGAAGUGGUCCAGAUGCGUGCCAAGAGAAUCAGCACCAUGUACAACCUGAACGAUGAGUUCACUCACCGCCCGUCUCGAAACAGCAUGAUCGAGGAGGAAGAGGAGGAGGCGGACACUGUCCACGACUUCCUAGAGUACGCCAACAAGUACUUCAUUGACCACCCCAAGGACACAGGUGGGGGAACCAUCAUGAAAAACCUCAAGAGGAAGAGUGGGUCAACGAAGGAGAUACUGACCAAGGAGGAGAUGUUGGAGUUCUGUAAGAACGGACUGAUCCCCGCCUCACACAUCAUGAUCCAUGACAAUGAGAACAUCCACCUUGCCUGCUCCCUCUUCAAGGAAAUAACAAAGUAUAUUAAGGAUGAGUGUAAAGAUGAUGUGGCCCUACAGACAGUACAGAAGUACGUCAAGGCAGGAAUUGAGCGGAUAGAGUUACGGGACGAGAUAUUCUGUCAGCUGGUGAGACAGACGAGAUCGAACCCCGAGCGACCCUGGCUCCUGACAACCUGGACACUGCUGUGUCUGUGUACUGCUUCCUUCAGCCCCAGCAAAACUCUCAAUAAGUACCUGAUGAGUUACAUCAAGCAGAGCUGCAGUGACAGCAUCGUUGGGAAGUACGCACUCCAGUGCCAUAAACACCUGACCAAAACCCGGGCCACCUCACGUAAAAACCCGCCAUCUAUGUCAGAAAUCAUGAGCAUGCGACACCUGAGCCCCAUGAUUUGUAAGAUCUCAUUCAUGGACGGUAAGACAAAGGCAGUGGGGGUGAUGCCUUGUGACACAGCAGAGGACGUCCUGGAGAGUGUCCGGAAAAAGAUCACGCUACAGUCCGUGGAGGGAUGGGCGCUCUACGAGGUUUCCACGGAUUUGGAUCGGUACAUAAGGACUUAUGAAUUCGUGGCUGAUGUUCUCUCUGGUUGGGAAUUGAGUGACAAGCUGGCCUCACAGCCAAGUAAAUACGAGACCAUAUCAAAGAAAGGACCCAAAAUGGCAUUAGGAGGAACGGACGCUGUGAUAAUGCUGAGAAAGCGUGUGUUCAAACACAUCACGGACAUCCCUAACGACCCUGUGGAAUACCGGCUACUGUACGCGGAGGCUGUCCAACAAGUCAUCUCUGACAAGUUCCCAGUGUCUGACAAGGUGGCGCUCCAGCUGGCCGGGCUCCAGGCCCAGGUGGUGUGUGGGGAGUACGAGGAGGGCAAAGACAACAGGUAUUCUGAGGCAGAGCUGUUCCUGUGUAAGAGGAUUUUAGCCCAGCCUGGGAGGGACUGGAAUGAGGAGAUUGCUGGGGCCCACAGACAUUACGGUAAGAACAAGAGCGAGCUGGAGGCCAUGGUGUGGUACCUGACCUGUGUCAAACAGUUCCCGCUGUACGGCUGUACCAUAUUCCAGAUCCAGAACAAGGGAAUGUGGGCCCACACAGGCGACGUUCUCCUGGCCAUCAACAUGGACGGCCUCAAGUUUGUGCGGGCCAAGGACAAGGUGGUCAUACACGGGUUCCUGUAUUCGGAGAUCGAGUCCAUCACCAUGGACCCCAACGACAACUACAUGACCAUGGAGCUCAAGAACGAGGUGGUCUGUCAACAGCGCUGCUUCAUGUUUGAGACCAAUCAGAAGGAGGAUAUUGGUCAUCUGAUUGCCAGCUACUCCCCGAACCAUGCCUCCUGGCUUAAACCAGAGUACGAGAGUCUGAAGAAAAAGAACAAGAUGACAGACGAUGAGAAACUGAAGCUGUACGAGGAGUUGGUGCGAUGUCGCCGCGCACUGUCUGACUGUCGACUGUUAAGGCCUGCCCAGUCUCAUCACGGAGCCAACUUCCUGAAACAGUCCAUCAGGAGGCUGACCAAGUCUAAGAUGGAGCGACUGAGGAGCUCCACCAUCGCGACCGGCCAGUUUGACAUCAGCUACUGGUCCUUCAGCAAGUCUUGUAUCAAGCAAGCACUCAGUGUCCUCGAUCCUCAGAUGGAGGAGCAGGCCCUCAAAAUGUUCUCCUCAAUCCUCGUCUACUGUGGUCUGGAAGAGCCAGCAAAACCAUUUCAUAUUGGUAGCAUAUUUGACUCAGUGGAGAUGAUCCAACGAAUCUUGUGUGGUAAAGAUGAGAAGCCAGAUAUGACAUCUCUGAUUCAGAAUGUCAUCCACAAGUGUAUGGACAGCGACCAGCUCUGUAACGAGUUUUAUCUUCAGCUCAUCAAACAGACCACUGAUCACCCAGACCCCAACAGCCUGGUCAACAAGAAGAACUGGCAGCUAAUGGCGGUGGCCUGUAGCUGCCUGACCCCUACCCACAGCCGCCUACAGAAGUACCUCCUCUGUCACCUCCGCAAGUGUUCCCUGGAUUCCACAUCCGAGGAGGGCCGCUUCGCCAGGUUCUGUCAUAAAUGUUUCACCAGAACAGCAGAACAGAAGAGGAGAAAGUUCCCACCCUCUCAGAAAGAGAUACAAUGUCUGACAGAGAGGCGGCCAAUCUUUGAGAAGGUUUAUUUCCUGAACAUGGAGAACAGAAGUGUGGAAUUUGACUCGGCCUCCACCUGUGGAGAGCUGAUCAAAACGGUGAAAGCCAAGAUAGGAAUGCGAUCAGAUGCCGAGUGCUUCUCUCUGUAUGAGAUAGGACCUUCAGAGAGGCAUAUGGCGCAUGACGAGAGAUUGUCGGACAUGCUGAGUAAGUGGGAGAGGCUAGGCAGGGGCUUUGGAAAGGAGCAAAAAAUGCUGUUUAAGAAGCGGCUAUUUAUUGACCCGUACAUUAACCCCUUGGACCCGGUGGAGUGUGACCUGGUGUUUCAUCAGCUGAUGAUUGACCUGGCCGAGAGCAAGAUUCCCAUCACCCAGCAGGAAGCUAUAAAACUGUGUGCCUUGAAGAUACAGUCAGAAAUGGAUCAGCUGCAAUCUCCAGAAAUAGACUACAGUUCCUAUUUGAGAAUUCUCCCACCCUAUGUUAAGGACUCUGUGAGAGUAGAAGACAUUGUGUGUGUUCACAACUCCCUGAUGGAGCUGACUCCUAACCAGGCCAUACUGGCCUUCAUCGAGGUCCUCAAGCAGUGGACUCUGUUUGGUGCUCAGGUCUUCAGUGUCUCGCAAAACUACACAUCAUCUCUCCCCAAAAGUCUGCUGUUAGCCAUUCAUCAGAAAGGGAUAACUCUCAUGGAAGUCAACACUUUUAGAACCCUGGCCUCCUACCAGUUUACAGAGGUCGUCCAUUCUAGUCCUGCCAUCACCAGCAUUAUGAUCGUUGUGGGUCACGUCGCCAAGGGAAUGAAGUACAUGUUCACCACAAAUCAGGCCUUUGAGAUAGCUCACCUGAUCAAGGAUUACAUCACGGAGCUGCAGUCAAGGUUCCUGAUUCCUGCCCCACAAACCACCGACAUCAACAUGAACCGAGCGUCGGCGGUGUUCUUUGAUGAUCCAUCGAGUACUCUACAGACCCUGGUGUAGUAGUACUGACAGAAUCACACUGUGUUCAUUACGUAAUUAUCUCCGAAGUCAAUAAUGAAUAAUAUCAUUGAGCUGAGACUGCUGCUUUGGUUCAAGGCUUGGACGAGUGUUUCCUUGCUCACUCAGCCUUUACAGAGUCCACUUCCUGUGCAAUCAACCAUGUGAUAUCAAUUGGAGGGGGCGUCCUUCUUGUCAUCGUGUUUUGUUUUCUCUGGUAUUUGCCAUGACUCAUUUUUUUCUCUAUAUUUUUUGUUGAUUUUUUGUAAGAAAUACUCCACCUUAAGUAUAUUUGUUUUUUUUUCAAGUGGUCUUUUUAGCUUUUUUGCCUUGCUAUGCAUACUAUAUGAAGAAGAAUCUCAUGAAAAUUACAUCAGAAAUGGUUUUUAAGGCAGACAGUUAUUAAAAUAUAUACUGCGUGUUUGAUAAUGCGACUAAGGCUGUCCCAUAGAAUGAUAUGGAGGCAAAAAAUUUACAGAAUGAGGAGAAAAAUGUGUACAUGUGAAAUGUAAGAGGUGCAAAAGCUUGUGAUACCGACCCGUGAACCAUAUGCAUUUUUUGUUUUGUGCCUUAACUGACUGACCAUGUGUAGUAUCAGGGUUUUGUUUUUUUCUAUCAGAGAUCACUAAUAACUUCACAUCAACAAGUUGCCAACAUGUGACAUUUGAUAAGUUGACAUCAGGGUUAGCAGUGCUCAGACCUAUUGCCUAUGGCACUCAACCUCAGGCCGUGCCACUCGUGGAAACCAAUAUUUGUAUUGAAGUUUUUUGACAUUUAUUUUUACUCUUUAUGAAUGUUUUUUAUUCGUACAUAGAUGUGUAAUCGUCAUUUAUGCAGAUAUCAAGCCAAACACUGACAGCGGAUCAGCUGAGGGUUGGAGGAAUGUAGUAACUCUGUUGUUUAUUGAUCAAGCCUUGCUACAGUGUCCAAGUUUCAUAAAUACAUAAAUGUUUUUUCAUUAUGUAACAAUUUAUCAAUUUUGCUUUAGUGGUAUGUGCAUCAGAUGCUUUAAACUAAUCCAAAUUUUUCUACACUUUGAUCGGUUAGCUCUAUCAUACAUGUAACAUGGGCCGAGACCCUUUCCCACUGCACCACUGUACUGUCUCAGGCAUCAAUCCUUGGUUCAAAACCAACCACAUUUCAUGUCCUUAUUGGUGACCAAUUUUUUUAUUUACAGAACAAAUUUUUUUUAUCCAUAUUGUAUCUAGUCAUAUUUAAAUGCCAAAUAUUAUCUCUGCUCCAUCCCCUUUCCUGGGGAAUGUUAUUUGUGUAUUGGCCAUUUUUACAAUUGCUUUGUACUAUUAUAAACAUAUAAUAAGUGUAAAUGUGUACCGGUACUUUGUUGAAUGACACAUCUUGAACGGACACAUCAUGACAUGGUGGCUGUUCUAGUGAGAGUGGUGGGCAGGCUUAUCUCCUGAUCACCUGGGUAGUCUGAUUGACUUCUGUGUGUGGCCAAGAACCACUUGGUGGUGCCUCUAGUGCCGCCCAUCUCCCAUAACACUAGGUGGCUGCUCUCACUGGACCUCCGUCGUGUGGUGAUUGUGUCCCUUGUUUUCUCUCAAGGCAAAUCUUAUGGAUUUUUUAAUUUAGUCUUAUUUUGGGAAGGGAAAAACUUAAUAUUGGAUUUACAACAAAGUUACAGAUCUGAAAUGAAGCUAUUGUCUUCCAGGGUUUUUAUGACCAAUGUUUUUCCUUUACAUUAAAUGUCUUUAUUUAUUGUUGUUUGUAAUUAUUUAUGCAGUGGAGUUUGUUUUGUUAACUGUAUGGAUAUGGUCCUCUGUAAUUUCUAUUUGACUGGACUCACAGGCUUCACACAAAAUCUCAAUGAAACAGCUGAUCCAGCACAAAAUCUCAGUGAAACAGCUGAUCCAGCACAAAAUCUCAGUGAAACAGCUGAUCCAGCAGGCUUAUUACUCAUCUACAACAUUAGGCAGAGGAAGCAGGCUAUAGCUCUUCUACAAUGUAAGGCAGAGGGAAGCUUAGCUCUGGGUUGGAUGACGCUUACCUCUGGGAGGGAAACAAACAAAAUACAUGUAAUAGUUUUCCUUGUUUUGGUAACAAAUUCGAUAGAAGAAAAACUAAGAAAAACUAACCAUGACAAAGGGAGAACAUACAAUAUUUCUCAUUCAUAAAAAUGGAGAUGUUUUUGAUCUCUUCUCUGGAUAUGAAGCUGUUGUAAGAACUGUCUGUGGUCCAGAGCUGUAGACAUUACAGGGGGCACCUGUUGGCUAUGAGUAUUGUGCAAUAACUAAAGAUAUUGUGACAGAACUGUCGUGUGCAAGUAAUAAAUAUAUUUUCCUAUGA